AUGAUUACUCCGGUACAUAGAUUUCAAGGUAUUGAUAACACAACGAUAACAAAUCAUCAAUCAAGGCGUCCUUAUGUACAGCCAAUGACAUUACAAAGGGUUGCAAGCAAUCAAAAUAAUCAAUGUCAAUCACAAUCUUUAGGGGAUUCUGUAAACGAACCUGCAACAUCCAGACAACCACCUACACCUGAAUUAGAGGCUCCAAUUUAUUUAAAUGCACCUUUAGAUAAUGCUCUUAAUUCGGUACCACAUGCACAACUUAUGCGAUUAGGAGGUUUAACUAAAUAUGGAAUGUGGGCUUCAUUUGGUCUAACAACGGUUUCCGGAACUUUUGAAAUUCUUUUACUUUGCACUUUGGGUGUUUUAAGCGUGGGCCUUUUAGUGUCAUGUUUAUUGACGGUUUUAAUCGAAAUCCCGGAAGUGAUGCCUCAAAGAGAAAUGAUUAUAACUCCAGUGACGGCCAAUUUAUCGCAACAAUCAACGAUUGAAUCGAGAUCGAAUCAUGAUUUGGAACAACCUCCUCCACCUUAUGAAAUUGCUAUUUUGCUGCCGAAUAAAAAACACAAUUUUGUUGAUUACCCACCUCCUACGUAUGAAAACGCUAUCAGGUAG
Messenger RNA from Pediculus humanus corporis (human body louse), 612 nucleotides. RefSeq lists its product as uncharacterized. The coding region runs from base 1 to 612 and encodes 203 amino acids. The record is from RefSeq and is a predicted model, not a curated record. Lineage: Eukaryota; Metazoa; Arthropoda; Insecta; Psocodea; Pediculidae. The transcript has 4 exons.